AUGGCGAUCGAAGGAGGCGAGGCGAGGCGAGGGGAAGUUUUGCUUGCGGGAAGUUCGCCUGAUCCGAUCGCCCUUCACGCCAUUCGCCGGAAGAGAAGAUGGCCUCCUCUUACCCGACCGCCAUCUCCUCCGCCCUCGCCGCCAUUUCUCGUCGUCGUCGUCGCCGUCGCCGUCGCCGUCACCGCCGCCGCCGUCUUUGAGCAAUCAGGCGCGCUUCGGCUUCUCAACCAGGAGCUGGAGGAGGUCCAGGAUGUCGUCCGAUCGCUCCCCUUCUCCUCCCUUCCCGACCGCCGCGUCGUGCUAGGUUGCGGAUCGGUGUGCGUGGAUUUCUUGGCGGCGGUGGCCUCUUACCCCAAGCCCGACGACAAGAUCCGGAGCACCAGCUUGGAGGUUCGAGGCGGUGGGAAUGCCGGUAAUGCCUUGACUUGCGCUGCACGUUUGGGCUUGAAACCGAGGCUGAUUUCGAAGGUUGCUGAUGAUGCCCAAGGCAGGAGUAUAUUGGCAGAGCUGGAGGCUGAUGGUGUUGAUACUUCCUUUUUGGUGGUUGCCAAGGAGGGUAAUUCACCAUUCACAUACAUCAUUGUUGACGAUCAAAUGAAAACUCGUACAUGUAUCCAUACCCCUGGAUAUCCACCUAUGGUGCCGCAUGACCUUUCUCAAACAAACUUGCUAUCUGCAAUUGAUGGAGCAAGGAUUGUCUACUUUGAUGGAAGGUUGUAUGAAACUGCUUUAGUUGUUGCACAAGAGGCUGUUCGCAGGAAAAUUCCUAUUUUAAUUGAUGCAGAAAGGCCAAGAGAAGGUUUGGAUGACCUUUUGAAGUUGGCUGACUAUGCAGUGUGUUCUGCAAAAUUCCCACAGGCAUGGACAGAUGCGCCAUCUUUUGCUAGCGCCCUUGUAUCAGUGAUGCUUAGGUUACCAAAUCUGAGGUUCGUAAUUGUGACAUUGGGCGGUGAAGGGUCCAUUAUGCUUGAGAGGAGUACUGAGGGUAAUUCUCAAGAAGAAGUGGAUGUGGACAACUUGUUAGAAAUUCUGAAGGAGAGAAAAGAUGAUGUUGCUACCAUUCCAACAUAUGUCUCCUCGUCGGUGUCACAAUUGAAAGCUAAGGGGAUAGGAACUGUGCAUGGGAGGUUACUCUUGGGAACAGCUGAGAAGAUUCCACCACAAGAGCUUAUUGAUACAACUGGUGCUGGUGAUGCAUUCAUUGGUGCAACCCUUUAUGCCAUCUGUGCCAACAUGUCGCCUGAAAAAUUGUUGCCCUUUGCUGCUCAAGUGGCUGCUGCAAAUUGUCGAGCUUUGGGAGCUCGAACUAGUCUCCCGUACCUCACAGAUCCGCGCCUAGUGCCCUUUCUGAGCUGAUAGCUCCCAAAUACUUCAGGCCUGGACAAAAGAGGGAAUCUGGGGGACCCAAAUACUUGAGGCCUGGACAAAAGAGGGAAUCUGGGGACGGACAAGAGAGACAUGGUGGAAUCAUAUUCGAAUUGAAGAGUUUCUUCCCCUUUCAGCAUUAUAUCCAUUGGUGGGAUUCGGUGGGAUUUGUCUGGAUUACUUGGCUGUUCUGUCCACUUUCCCCAAGCCUGAUGACAAAACCAGAUGCAGAAGCAUGAAAAUUCAAGGAGGUGGAGAUGCAGCGAACACUGCAACAUGUUUGGCUCGUCUAGGUGUGAGAGCAAGGCUUAUUUCCAAGCUUGCGGACGACAUCCAUGGUAAAAGCCUCUUAGAGGAGCUGACGGCUGAUGGUGUAGAUACCUC
Messenger RNA from Eucalyptus grandis, 1749 nucleotides. RefSeq names its product 5-dehydro-2-deoxygluconokinase. The record is from RefSeq and is a predicted model, not a curated record. Gene Ontology annotation, molecular function: kinase activity. NCBI's taxonomy places the organism in Eukaryota, Viridiplantae, Streptophyta, Magnoliopsida, Myrtales, Myrtaceae. The coding region runs from base 1 to 1356 and encodes 451 amino acids. The transcript has 17 exons.